AUGCAUAAUUGUGUUACACCUCCGUCGUCGAAACCUAAUUUAAAUACAGAGUACUUUGAGUAAUUUGGCGCACUUUGUAUCUUCGGUACCGACAAAACCAUCAUGGCCCAACUGUUAAGCAGCGUGUUGCUCACAUCUUCACUGUUGGGAAUUUUUGCGAAGUCUCCCCUGAAUCAGGAGCUUAUUCGAAAUGCACCCUCGGCAACACAUCAACCGGAUGAUGCGGUGUCAAUACAAUAUAGAUUAAAUAGUUAUAGUCAUUCUACACCCCUAAACUUUGUACAACAUCACACAAUAAGAUCUCCAACGCAUGUGCAACAUCGUACCACCCAAACGAUAAGGAAACCAGGUUCAUUCUCAUAUUCUUCGUCGUCCAAUGGCUUUGGACAACUUCAAACCUUUUCUUUACCUUCUAGUGUAAUUCGCCAUAGAAGUUUUACAGUACCUCAUCUACGCAGCGUCCAAAGACAUAUCUCUCCGUAUGGCCAUUCUUCAUUUGUAACAGAGCGUAGAAUUGGGCAGCGUCAUUUACCAUAUCGGCCGAUAGUAUUUUAAUAUGUAAAGUGUCCCGAACAAACUGAUUACAUGCAUAUGGUAAAUGUAGUUUUUAGUUAUACGAAUGUGCAGUGCAAGUACCUUUGAUCAAAAUACCAAUAAAAUAACAAUUCAAAGAGUUCUUAAUUUAACCAGAUAUUGUAAAAGUCUUAUUUGACGAAAAGUGUUUAUAAUACCAUGACUUUAGUGUUGAUAUUGUUAAUGAUAAUUUAGUCAGUCAUUACGUGACGAAUAAACGUGUUAGAGACGCUUUUCCUGUAAAA
This is a messenger RNA of Photinus pyralis (common eastern firefly), 818 nucleotides long. RefSeq lists its product as uncharacterized. The transcript has 5 exons. The record is from RefSeq and is a predicted model, not a curated record. The coding region runs from base 103 to 555 and encodes 150 amino acids. Lineage: Eukaryota; Metazoa; Arthropoda; Insecta; Coleoptera; Lampyridae.